AUGACCGAUGCAACGUCGAGAUCUCCUAAACGCUGUCAGAUCGUCCGGAAGAACCAAAAGAAACCAGCAUCUACCAAAAAGUUUCAAAAAGACUUCCAUAGAUCACAGUAUUAUUUUACCAAAGGUCAUGAACAUUUGGGAGAAUCUAGAAAUGUCCUUCAGAAGCAAUCUCCAUUUGUUUAUCCUCCUUGUUCGCUUAUGUUCUCUUAUUUUCAAUACUGGAAGGCGAAAAAGCGCACUUCAGAUAAAGAACGAAGAAUGGGUGUCUUAAAAACGAAAGACUCGUACGAUCUUUUACGGAGACUUCGUGUGGACGUGGACAUCGAGGCUUUGGAGGCGAAGAAGCACAAAGAUUUGGACGAAGCUAUAGCCAUCACUGACGUAGAUCCACAAUAUUUCUCGGAAUUAGAUGACAAACUGGUCAGAGAAAAAUUUUCCGUACGCAAUUACAUAGAAGACACUCGUGAGAUUUUAAAGGCUCGUUUAUUAAUUGGACAAGAAACGGACGACUGUAUUCGUAUAGAUCAACAAUUUGUUGAGGAGCAAAAGCGACUCGAUCAGAUCAGGCGACGAUAUCGUCAAUACGUGAAUGGUUUCGAAGAAUUCCUUUCGAAAGACCAUGAGGAGAGCAUGACGAUUCUACAAUUGGCUGAGGAUGAGUUGAAAAAGACUAGACAGAUCACAGAGAGGAGGAACAAGCUUUCCACAGAGUACGGUAAAGUCAGAUUGGAGGUAUAUCACUGGGAGGAGAGCUGGAGGAUGGUGAAGAUGUGCCAAAGGUUCCUCUAUCAGGUGUCGCCGAUUGCUUGGCGCGCGGAUUACGACUGGAUCCAUCGCACUGAUUCUGGAGAAAGUAUUCUUCACAAUGCUGAUGAUUUGUUCGGUCGAUAUAGAAUGGCCGAGGAAGUUGCUUCACUGGACGUUCUCAUAGAUUUAUUCGAGCAAGACAUUACCGAUGCAGGUCCAACAGAUUUAUACUUCAAAGAUCCGUUCGAACUAAUUCACGUGUUCAGAGCGAUUGAAACGCAAAAUUUGAACGCAUUGAUCCAUUUAGAGACCUUGGCAGAACCAUUAACUGAAUUGGUGAUGACGAUUCAUACUGCUGAAGAACAAGUCAUGGCUGAAGUUAUGGAAAUAACCAACACGAUCAACGAAUUACGAGAUACCAUUCGAAAAUUAGAAACCAGAGCUGCAGAAUUGGAAAGCUAUGCAAACGAGCUGGAAACGGUAUUCCGUGAUUCCGUUUGUUCGGAAGAAGUGCUUCGUCUUCAAGUAUUCGUCGAAGAUGCAUACGAAAGCUGUGUGGGACCGAACGAUGCGAAUUUAAACAGUUUCUUUAUGAUGAAAUGGAUAGAGAAAAUCCAUGAGGAAUUAAAUUUGCAGCUGGACACUUUACCACCGGAAGUGAUUCAAGCUUACGAGACGGAAGGCUUCAAACAGGAGCUGAGGGCUAUGAAAGAGACAGAGGAAGCUGCUAAAAAAUUCGAGCUUAUGCAUCAAUUGCUGGCAUCUUUGCAACGUGCUAUGGAACCACCUCCGAUAAAAAGGCGGCCUUUAAUGUGGCGAUCGAUUCCAAAAAGUCAAAGGUUGAAAUCGAUAGCACCCACGCUGGAACCAACCGAGGAGGAGAUGCAAUAUUUGACCUUCUUCACCGACUAUUGCAAACAGCAGGACUUCACCGCCUAUCGUGCUCAAUUUCCGGACGAUUUUGAUCUGACGUUCCAGGAGAAACGUUCUGAGCCAGUUGAAAAUGCAGAAGUCACCGAAGACCAGAAAAAAGAAAGAGAUUCCUCCAAUAUCAGCUGA
Molecule: messenger RNA, 1806 nt
Organism: Heterotrigona itama
Lineage: Eukaryota; Metazoa; Arthropoda; Insecta; Hymenoptera; Apidae
Source: the annotation of a GenBank genome assembly